Molecule: messenger RNA, 2025 nt
Organism: Carassius carassius (crucian carp)
Lineage: Eukaryota; Metazoa; Chordata; Actinopteri; Cypriniformes; Cyprinidae
Product: asparagine synthetase domain-containing protein 1-like
Exons: 3
Coding region: 1-1821 (606 amino acids)
Molecular function (GO): asparagine synthase (glutamine-hydrolyzing) activity
Source: RefSeq, a predicted model, not a curated record
AUGUGUGGUAUCUGCUGCGUGGUCAGUUUGACCACAGCGCAUAAUCCCCUGGACAAGCAUGUCCAUGAAAAUCUCAAGCACAGAGGGCCCAACUCUAGCUGGGACAUUACAGAGCCAAUCUCAAACGGCAGUUUAGUUUUCUCUGCACAUGUGCUUCACAUGAGAGGAUGCUUGACACCUCAGCCUCUUCAAGAUGACAAUGGAAACAUGCUUCUCUGGAACGGAGAGGUAUUUGGUGGUCUGAGAGUAGAACAGGGAGAAAAUGACACCAAAGUUGUUCUCCAUCACCUGUCAAUGGCGCAAAGUGCCUCAGAUAUGCUAUCUUUACUAUCGCAACUCAGAGGACCAUGGGCCUUUAUAUAUUACCAAAAAGUAGAGCGCUGUGUCUGGUUUGGGAGAGAUUUUUUUGGAAGAAGAAGUCUGCUUUGGAAAUUCGAUCCUGAAGGAACAUCUUUCACACUUUCAUCAGUUGCUUCCCUGCCAGUAGAUGAUAUUCAGUCCCAAUGGGAGGAAGUACCACCUAGUGGAGUGUACCGAUUUGACCUUAAAGACUCUUCACCUUUAGGUCCAUUUGUAUUUGAAUUUUUUCCAUGGGUUUUCCACAGUGGUGAAGAGCCAAAUGAAAGCCCGGAAUUGAAAUGCGUAGGUCUUCCCAGAUCUGUCACUGUAAAUAGUUCUGGACUUUACCUAAGUUCUCCUAUUUGUCCAAUGAAUAUUUCCAUUUCGUCAUUUACAACUGAACGAGAUCAGAAUGUUUCUCAAACCUCUGUUGAAAAUCUGAAAGGAUUUUUAACAAACUCUAAAAAGAAAGCAGUGGUUAGCACGCUCAUUGAUAUUCUAAGUGAGGCAGUCCGUAAGAGAGUACAGUACCUACCUGCUCAAGAUGAAAUGGCGAUCCCCAAUCAUAUGAAAGCUGAUAUUGCCAUUCUUUUUUCUGGGGGAAUUGAUUCAAUGAUAUUAGCUGUCCUUGCUGAUAGGCACAUCCCUGCAGACAAACCCAUUGACCUGCUCAAUGUUGCUUUCAAAAUCCAAGAACGAAAAGUGCCUCCCAAGUCUUUGAAGAAAGGGAAAAAUAAGAAGAAAGGCUGUGAUGCUGAUGAAAUGCAAUCGGAUCAACAGAGCUUUAACUGCUUUGAUGUGCCAGACAGAUUAACCGGUAGAGCUGGUCUGCAAGAACUAAAAAAACUCAGUCCAAAGCGCAAGUGGAACUUUAUCGAAAUUAACAUAACUCAAGAGGAGCUUAAAGAAAUGCGACAGAAAUGCAUCUGUCAUUUGGUGCACCCUUUGGACACUGUUCUGGAUGAUAGCCUCGGAUGUGCCGUCUGGUUUGCCGCCAGAGGAAUUGGCGUCAUAAAUGAGGGCAUAGAAGAACUUUAUACUUCAGAAGCAAAGGUGGUUUUGACUGGCAUCGGAGCAGAUGAACAGCUGGCGGGAUACUCCAGACACAGGGUGCGGUAUAAGAACUCAGGACUGGAAGGACUCGUCAAAGAGCUGGCCAUGGAAUUGGGACGAAUAUCCUCAAGAAAUCUUGGAAGGGAUGACCGAAUCAUUGGGGACCAUGGAAAAGAGGCCAGAUUCCCGUACUUGGAUGAAGAUGUAGUCAGUUUCCUUAACGGACUACCUGUGUCUGAGAAGGCUGACUUGUCUCUAUCUAGAGGAGUCGGAGAAAAGCUGUUACUGAGGUUGGCGGCUAUUGAGUUGGGAUUGGGACUCUCUGCUCUCUUGCCUAAGAGAGCCAUGCAGUUCGGCUCCAGAAUUGCUAAAUUAGAGGACAACCAUGAAAAGGCCUCGGAUAAGUGCAAAAGGCUUUUCACCACCUAAUUUAAUAUUCUGACAGGUGUCUUUUCUGGUUCUGUUCUUUUAACAUGGAUAUGCUCCUUAAAUGAUUGGUUUGGAGAAUUGGGAAUGAGUACAAUUAACACAUUUAUGGCAAUAAAAAACAAUUAAAACCAGUUUUAUUCUGUAUGUCAUUACAUGUUUGAACUACAUUAAAUAAACAGAAGGAUUUUGAAGUUGGUCCUUGAA